AGGCUGUUGGCGCUAGCUUGAGAUGGCUCGGCUUCUUCACCACAUGUCCCUCGUCGCUCCGGCCAUCAUCUCCCUCCUGCUGCUGCUGCUGCUGCUGCUUGCAGCUGCUCUCGCCGCAGCUGCUGCCGCAGGGGAUACGCUGGAGAAGAAGGUCGGCAUGAGAUUUCGGCGCGCGAACAAGGAGGAGGCGCAGUGGCUGGACCGCUACGCGGAGACACACGAGCCGCUGGGUGCCGGCCCGCUCAGGAUGGUUCGUGCCACACCGGAGCAGGAGCACUGGCUGAACCGCUUCAGCGACGUCGCCACCACGGAUGACGGCGAGGAUGGCGCCGGCGGCAGCGGCGACAACAUCGAUUUCGACGAUGACAAUCCUUACGUUCAGGCCUUGCGAGACUGGGUCAAGCGCUUGAUCAAGCAGAGUUUGGAGAAAGGAGGUCAGACGGAGAAUCCGUUCCAGGAUCUUUAGGGAUGGAUGGAGGCCAUGGCCAUCAAUCAACUCCGGAUGGUAUAUGGAGAAGAUAAGAGAAGUGCUUUGGCUGGUGUUAUUUGUCUGUUCACUUUAUGAUCAGCUAGUAGUUGUGUGUUCUGUUCUUUAAUAACGUGUAUCUCUUUCCUGUUGUUGAAUAAAAAUGACUUUCUAGAAAUAAUAGUAUAUUUCUGCAA
This is a messenger RNA of Sorghum bicolor (sorghum), 663 nucleotides long. RefSeq lists its product as uncharacterized. The record is from RefSeq and is a predicted model, not a curated record. Bases 23 to 466 code for a protein of 147 amino acids. NCBI's taxonomy places the organism in Eukaryota, Viridiplantae, Streptophyta, Magnoliopsida, Poales, Poaceae. The transcript has 3 exons.